GUCAAGGCCUCAAAUACCCACCCCUGCCCAGGCACCAGAGCUGUUGUCUGCCCAAGUUCUUGCAGUCUGUCCUGUGCCACGGACACUUCCAGCUUGGACCUCAGAGCCCUGUCUGGACCCAGAUCCUAAGCCUCUGAUUCCACCCCAACCACAUCUCAGCCCGCCGGCUCCUCGCAAUGGGCCGGCCGCGGGCCCUACUGGCCGCGCUGUGGGCGCUGGGAGCCGCCGGGGCAGCAGCGCUGCGCAUUGGAGCCUUCAACAUCCAGAGCUUCGGCGACAGCAAAGUGUCGGACCCUGCCUGCGGCGACGUCAUCACGCAAAUCCUGGCUGGCUAUGACAUCAUGCUCGUGCAGGAGGUGCGAGACCCGGACCUGAGCGCCGUAUCGGCGCUUUUGGAGCAGAUCAACAGCGUGUCUAGGCACAAGUACAGCUUCGUGAGCAGCGAGCCCCUGGGGCGGGACCAGUACAAGGAAAUGUACCUGUUCGUCUACAGGAAGGACUCGGUGUCGGUCGUGGACACGUACCAGUACCCGGACCCGGAGGACUCCUUCAGCCGCGAACCUUUCGUGGUCAAAUUCUCAGCCCCCGGCUCCGCUGCCAAGGAGUUGGUGCUCGUCCCGCUGCACGCAGCGCCGCACCAUGCAGUAGCGGAGAUCGACGCUCUCUACGACGUGUACCUCGACCUGAUUGACAAGUGGGGCACCAACGACAUAUUGUUCCUGGGUGACUUCAACGCGGACUGCAGCUACGUGCGGGAGCAGGACUGGGCGUCCAUCCGCCUGCGCAGCAGCGAGGUCUUCAAGUGGCUGAUCCCGGACAGCGCCGACACCACGGUGGGCAACUCGGACUGCGCCUACGACCGCAUCGUGGUCUGCGGAGCCCACCUGCGCAGGAGCCUGAAGCCCCAGUCGGCUGCUGUGCACGACUUCCAGGAGGAAUUCGGCCUGGACCAGACUCAGGCCCUUGCCGUAAGUGACCAUUUUCCUGUGGAGGUGACCCUCAAGGUCCACUGACAGGCUGGAGGCCUGGCCAGAGCACACUGCCUGCAGACUGGCCAUGAGGUAGAGCCUCACAGGGCUUCUUCAGGAUGGCAGGCCAACCCCCAGCAAGGCCACAGAGCAGGGUCGGCUGGGCCUGGACAAGCGGCCAUGGACACGUUACGGGAUCACUGAGCCUGUUUCCCCAUCUGUAAAAUGGGCUACCACCACCUACCUCACAGGGGUGUGAGGAGCACCUCAGAGUGCUGGGCGCAGCUGUGCUCAAUAAAUGUGCACGAGCGCUCGGCCAGGACCACACACAAGUUGGCUCGGAGGCCUCCGUCCUUUCUCAGGACUCAGCCCUUCUGCAGCACAAACCCGUCCUGCAGUCUGGCAGGUCCCUUAGGGGAGAGGCACAGCCUGGCCUGUCAGUGUCACAUCUUGCUGGGAACUGCCGCCUCCAAACCACUGAAAAUGCUUCCAAGAACCUGUACUGAGCGCAGUGGGGCUCAGUACUCACACCCACAGGGACAGUGUUCAGGUCCAAGGCCAGCCUCCUAGCUGGAUGUCCCUCCUGCAGGAACCCUCAGGCACUGGUCUGUAUCAUAGGUCCUGCCCUGUCCAGCACUGCCAGGGAAGUCAGGUUAAGGCCCUGCCCACAGAACUCGCAUACCUCCCAGUGUACAGCAAUUCCUGGGUAGCAGCAGGUGUGGUCUUUCCCUGGGUAGUUCCUCCUCAGGGGCCCUGUGCUGGGACAGGACAGUGGCCUUUGUCCCAGGUAAGCCCUGAGUGUCGGGAACAAGCAGAGCUGGGGUACACGCAACUGAUGGGUCUGAUGAAGUUUCUGGUUUUCGAAACAUCUUAUCUCUGGCAGGAUUUGGGAACUGUCCUGAAUUAUAUGGGAGGAAAAGCCUUUAUUUCGAGUUUGAGCAAGUGCUCCUUGUGAAGUCUUUCUAAAAUAAGAUCUAGGACACUCAGCAUAGAAUACCUCUCAAGGAAUGCCUGCUUUGUCCUUCUCCAAGGUCUCCCGAUUUCUCUUGAAUU
Messenger RNA from Rhinolophus ferrumequinum (greater horseshoe bat), 2021 nucleotides. It is a transcript of the gene DNASE1L2, whose product is annotated as deoxyribonuclease 1 like 2. The transcript has 8 exons. Lineage: Eukaryota; Metazoa; Chordata; Mammalia; Chiroptera; Rhinolophidae. The coding region runs from base 177 to 1013 and encodes 278 amino acids. The record is from RefSeq and is a predicted model, not a curated record. Gene Ontology annotation, molecular function: DNA nuclease activity. Gene Ontology annotation, biological process: DNA catabolic process. Gene Ontology annotation, cellular component: nucleus.